GCCGGUGGGGCCUGGAGGCUCCCGUGGUUUUUUGGUGGCUUUGGGGGCUUUGGGCGGUUGGGGCGAUUUAGGGCUUUGGGGCUGCCGAACAGCUUUGAGGGCGUUUGUUGGGUUGUGUUGAAUUUGGUGGACUUUUGGGGAGUUUUGUGGAGUAUUGUGGAAUGGUGUGGGAUAAUAAACACUGCGGAAUAUUAGACACGGUUAUAUUAGGUGGACGCCAGUGCACGGAGCCUUGGUGCCCUGGAUCGCCUGUGCCACGGAAAACGCUUCUUCCGGGCCUUUCGGGCGGUGUGCAAAGCAGUUCCAGUUUCUUCAAAAAAAUUUUAGUCUGUGGGUGUCAUGGGUGGUAUGGUAUUCUUGGACGUUAAUAACUGGGUGCUCGCGGCACGAAGCCCGCGUCGGGUUGACCAGACACGGCGUGGACGACAUUGGCGCAAGAAUAUAAAAAAGGCUGGGUUGGCAGAUCGGGGCAUUUCUGCUGUAGGAGGCUUGUCGGUGGCGCUGGUUCCCGUGUGCACGAGCCAUGGCGGAAAUCUCUUUGGCUGCAAAAUAUGGGGAACACCUGAUACCUGGAACCCAGUUGUUCUAGUCCUCUGACUAACGGUCCCUUAGCUACGGCUUGGGCAGCCCUGCUUUGCGGCGUGCCUGUAGAGUUCCGACAAACCAAAAGGCAGAUUCUUCACUUUUCACCAGGGCACCUACUUGCUCUCAGCAUAAGCUCGAGCCUGCUCCCCCAAGAAGCUAGUGGGUACAUUGUUGCCCAUCUUCAGGCAAAGAAACCUCCACAGCCGAGCCCCCACCAGCCAUGAAGAGAAAUUUGUUUGAAGUGGAAGCCGCAAAUCAAAUUCGCCAACGGAAUUGAUCUCAACCCCUUUAUGAGAAAGGAAAACAUGCGGAAUGGCGGAGGUGGUGACGAUUUCCCACAAGCAGAAUGUCUGCCGUGUCUUGGCCAUUUGCUGGGUGAAAAUAU
Metschnikowia bicuspidata var. bicuspidata NRRL YB-4993 is the source of this 970-nucleotide messenger RNA. RefSeq lists its product as uncharacterized. The transcript has a single exon. The record is from RefSeq and is a predicted model, not a curated record. Bases 340 to 597 code for a protein of 85 amino acids. Lineage: Eukaryota; Fungi; Ascomycota; Pichiomycetes; Serinales; Metschnikowiaceae.